Sipha flava (yellow sugarcane aphid) is the source of this 980-nucleotide messenger RNA. RefSeq names its product farnesol dehydrogenase-like. The record is from RefSeq and is a predicted model, not a curated record. Lineage: Eukaryota; Metazoa; Arthropoda; Insecta; Hemiptera; Aphididae.
ACGUCGAACAGUAAUUAUUUGUUGAAAAUGUGUACUAACUUCAUGGAAUAUUCAUACGUAUAAUACAUAGUAUACUUCGACAUCCGAAUCGUAUUUUGCUAUUCAUAUUGUUAAUAAAUUUUGCAGCUCUUAAUUUUUUAUUUUUUAAUUUUUAUUAUUUUCAUAAGAUUUAUUAGAACACGAUAGUUACUAUCGCAGCUUACUAUAAUUAUUUAAUCUACGGUUAGGAAAAUUGAGCUAUGGAACAGUGGAGAGGUCGUAAUGCCAUCGUUACAGGUGCCGGUUCGGGUAUUGGAGCGGCCACGGCGUUGGAAUUAUUAAAACAUGGCGUGAACGUAAUUGGAUUGGACGUCCAAUCAGCAAAGCUUGUGAGUCUCGAGAAUUCGAUAAAAAACGAUGUUGCGAUUACUGACACACCAAAGCGAGAUCAACGUGGGAUUUUCUACCCAAAGGUUUGUGACAUCACCAACGAACGAGCAGUGCAAGACGUUUUCGUCUGGGUGGACGACGCACUCGGUGGCGUCAGCGUAUUGGUCAACAACGCUGGUAUCAUAAUACGGACCAGUCUAUUGGAUGGGACUUUGAAAGAUUGGACACGUUUCAUGGACAUAAAUGUGUUGGCACAAUGCGUGUGUUCGAGAGAAGCUUAUCGAUCAAUGACAAAAAACAAAAUAAACGGGCACAUUGUUCAAAUAAACAGUAUUUGUGGCCAUUCUAAAACUCCGUAUUUUGCGCACAAAAUGUACAACGCUACUAAAACUGCCAUUACAGUGCUAUGCGAAGGGCUUCGGCAUGAGCUCAGCCUUGUCGACUCGAAGAUUAAAAUCUCGAGUAUCAGUCCUGGUAGCGUCGAUACUGACAUUUUCAAAACUGCUCAAUUUAGACCAUCUUCUCAAGUUGUUAGUUCAAGACCGGCUCUGAAACCGAAUGACGUAGCAGCCGCUAUAAUCACAGUAUUGGACACCCCUCCUCAUGUGGAA